Messenger RNA from Aureobasidium subglaciale EXF-2481, 861 nucleotides. RefSeq lists its product as uncharacterized. Gene Ontology annotation, biological process: phosphatidic acid biosynthetic process; triglyceride catabolic process. Lineage: Eukaryota; Fungi; Ascomycota; Dothideomycetes; Dothideales; Saccotheciaceae. The transcript is spliced from 2 exons. The record is from RefSeq and is a predicted model, not a curated record. Gene Ontology annotation, cellular component: lipid droplet; endoplasmic reticulum. The coding region runs from base 1 to 861 and encodes 286 amino acids. Gene Ontology annotation, molecular function: acylglycerone-phosphate reductase (NADP+) activity; triacylglycerol lipase activity.
AUGUCCGACACCAAGAAAACAGUCCUGAUAACAGGCUGUUCAGCAGGAGGUAUAGGCGCCGCUCUCGCAACCACCUUCGCAGCUCAAAACCACACCGUCUACGCCACCCUCCGAAACCCUUCUCUGGCACCCAACUUCAAUUCUCCAAACAUCCACAUCUUGACAUUCGAUGUUACCUCUCCUUCCUCAAUAAGCUCUUGCAUUGACGACUUGAAAGCAAGAGGAGUGAGAAGACUGGAUGUGCUGGUCAAUAAUGCAGGAGCGGAUUUUGUGAUGCCAUUAUUAGAUGUCGAUGUGGAAAAGGCGAAACAACUCUAUGAAGUCAAUGUCUGGGGUAUCUUGAGAGUUACACAGGCCUGCAAGAGUCUACUCAUAGAAGCAGGAGGUGUAGUCUGUAACAUCUGUUCUGUAUCUGGAAAGAUGAAUUUACCAUGGAGUGGCGUUUAUAGCAGUUCAAAAGCUGCUGCUGCCAUGAUGUCGGAGACUUUGAGAGUGGAGAUGAAGCCUUUGGGUGUCAGAGUUCUUACACACAUGGUUGGAGCUGUGGAGACAGCAAUUCAUGUCAAAGCAGGUGAAUUGCGUCUGCCAGAGGACUCGUACUACACGAACAUCUACUCGAUCAUAAGCGCACAACUCAAGGGAGAAUUGAAACCAGGAAGCCAGCCCGUCAAUGUCACGGCACAAAAGAUUGUCACCGAUUGUCUCGGUACUGGUAGCGGUAUGAUCUGGAGGGGCGGCAUGGCGAGUAUCUGUUACUGGGCGACUUGGCUGAUGCCAGCAUGGGUACUUGAUCAAAUGAUGGCCAACGGAAGAGGUUUGGACAAAAUUAAGUCAGGGGGAAAGAAAAUUCGUUCUUCGUGA